GGGAAACACACGAAUAAAACAAAAUUCCAUACAGUAGCUCGGUUCUCUUUUGACAUGGUAUCAGAGCAGUGACACGAUCCUGCCAGCAAACCUCUCGACAUCUCCACGAACUUCUCCUACUUUCUGCCAUGACAACCCCCGAAACUGAAACCGCCCACUCAAACCCAGAUUUGAGGAAUGAGUCGGUCCGACGCAAAAUUAACGACCCUUCAUCCCCUUAUUUUUUACAUCCUAGUGAUUCUCCGGGUGUCAACAUAUGUGGCAUGACACUUCGAGGGGAAUCAAAUUAUAGGGAAUGGAGGACUUCCAUGACAAAUGCUUUCCGGGCAAAAAGGAAGGCCGGAUUUCUGGACGGAACUAUCCAACGCCCCACAACACGGGCGGAAGAUAUCGAGGACUGGAUCAGUGUGAAUUCAAUGCUCGUAGGCUGGAUAAUGACUUCUAUUGAGCCCAGUUUGCGAACAAAUAUCACGUACAUGGAUGACGCGUGCGAUUUGUGGAAGGACUUGAAAGAACGAUUCGAGGUGAGUGACCCUAUUCGGGUGCAUGAGAUCAAGGAGGCACUGCAGGCUUGCAAGCAGCAUGGUGACUCGGUGACAACGUAUUUCGGACGCUUAAAGGGUUUGUGGGAUGAUUACGAACCCUACCGGAAUGUGCCGCGAUGUGUGUGCAAAGGAUGCACAUGUAAUCUGGAGAAACAGUUUCUCGCCAAAGUUGAAACUGAAAAAUCUCAUGAUUUUUUACUUGGACUUGAUGCAGCAAGUUUCAAGGGUCUCCGGUCCAAUAUUCUUAGCGCGGACGAACUGCCUCCUCUCACUAAGCUCUACCAGAUGGUUAUACAGGAGGAGAGACAUAAAAAUCUCACCCAUGAACGAACUGAAGCUAUGGCCCUUGCUGCCCAAAUGCCUCUGCCACGCUCAAUUCGUGACAAACUGGUCUGCACUUUUUGUAAAAAGAAAGGGCACACAGUGGACAAUUGUUUUAAGAAAACAGGUAAUUAUCCGGAGUGGUGGGUGAAUAAUCCUGGACGGGGAAGAGGACGUGAUGGAGAUGGAAGUGGCCGCCGCGCCGACAAAGCAGCGGCACAUGCAGUAGGGACAGUUGCCGACGUGAUUCCGGAGGUGCAAGGAAUAGCUCCUGGUUCGCAGCAUGGACCUAUGAUCAGUAACGAACAGUGGACCCAAUUCCUCAACAUGUUGAAUAAUUGUAAGGUGACUAAUACCACAGAAAAAUUAUCAGGGCCUACCUAUGAGGACGCCGAUUGGAGUGGGUGAACGGCGUGGGGGUGUCUAUUUUUUCCGAGGGAUGGAUCCAAGUCUUAAGUGUCUUGCUGCGGUAGUGGAGACUCCAGAGCUGUGGCAUUGCCGAUUGGGUCAUCCUUCACACGGUGUGAUGAAGUCGAUUGGUAGUUUAAAUAUUUCAUAUGAAAAUAAAGUUUGUGAUGCAUGUAUGCGUGGCAAACAAACAAGAGAAGUGUUUUCAAUAAAUUAUGCACGUGCUUUUGCGGUUUUUGAAAUGAUUCAUUGUGACGUGUGGGGCCCAUAUAGAUCACCGGCAUCAUGUGGGUCACGAUAUUUUCUUACAGUAGUUGAUGAUUAUUCCCGUG
Molecule: messenger RNA, 1606 nt
Organism: Cuscuta epithymum
Lineage: Eukaryota; Viridiplantae; Streptophyta; Magnoliopsida; Solanales; Convolvulaceae
Source: the annotation of a GenBank genome assembly